UAUGUCAAAAUCGGUUCAUACACAACUGAGUUUCCAGAUUUUCUAGGGAUGCGGCCAUUUUUCAAUAACUGAUCACCGAAACAGAUGUAAACACCGACCGAUGCAAUACAACCGAAGACAACCUCGUUCUCAAUAAAGUAACCUGGACCACUUAUAUUUGCUUCUUAAAUUAAAAGUAUAAUUAACUCGCCUAAAAUGUGAAACAAAUUUUAAUGUUUAUGACAUCUUUUGUAUUCAGCUUCAGUAGUAAACUAAUGAAAUAUCAGAAUGUAGGAAGGAUUUUGAGCAAAUUGCUGGGUAUCCGGGUCAUUUUGCAGCUUCGUUGUGAUUUGUUCCCGCACGCGGGCGCCACGCUCUUGCUGACUCGGCUGACUUGUGAAUGUUGAGUUUCGUUCGGAGUUGGGAGAGAGGUUAGGCGAGGUUAGGCUAGACAAGGCAGCAUACAUUGCCUUCGCGGGGAGAAACUCAGGGGCGAAAUGUUGUUAAGGGCAUUCAUUGUGAUGUGAUUAAUUAUGGCAAUUUGUGAUACAUCGUAGAUUGAGUUAUUCGACUCUUUUGACUUGCUGGACGACUUGCACGUCAUUUGAAACAAGGACAAUUGUAGUCUGCCUUAGAUUUAUAUUUUGUUUAUUAUGAUCUGGGAUAAUAUCCCUUCAAUGUAAUUCAAUAUGGAAUGUGUGGGAUCUGACCAUGGAGAUGCCCAUGAAGAACCUGACAAAAGUGGUGACUUAUCUGCAAAAUGUGAUAUUGAUGCCAGCAAAGAAACUAUUGGUGAACUAAAAGUUCACCUUGAGGAUAUAAUAGGAGUCCCUCAUGCAAUGCAAAAAGUAAUGAUAAAAGGUUUGGCAAAAGAUGAACGCACUUUGAGAGAUCUUGGUGUUGUUAAAGGUGCAAAAGUCAUGGUUGUAGGUUCUAAACUGGAUGAUGUACUCGCAGUUUCAACACCUAGUAAGCAGGAUUUUUUGGAUGAGAAAGCAUCUUCUACUACCAAAGAACCAUUUUGCAAACAGAAGCAACAUAAGAAAGUUAUUGAUAUAGGUAUUCCGGAAGAUGUAAUGCCAGGCAUUAAGAAUGCCAAGGACUCAUUGCCCCCAUUUCCUCUAUCUGGAAUGCUUAACAAAUCAGGAGGGAAAUGGAUUAACAUUUAAAAUGGAACAAGAUCAAAUAUGGAUUGGUACCAAAGAACGAACUGACAAGAUACCAAUGAAUACAAUUAAAAGUGUUGUUAGUGAGA
Gryllus bimaculatus (two-spotted cricket) is the source of this 1234-nucleotide messenger RNA. The record is from the annotation of a GenBank genome assembly. NCBI's taxonomy places the organism in Eukaryota, Metazoa, Arthropoda, Insecta, Orthoptera, Gryllidae.